AUGGGGAGGUGGGCCCUCGACGUGGCCUUUGUGUGGAGGGCAGUGCUGACCCUGGGGCUGGUCCUCCUCUACUACUGCUUCUCCAUCGGCAUCACCUUCUACAACAAAUGGCUGACCAAGAGCUUCCACUUCCCCCUCUUCAUGACAAUGCUGCACCUCGCCGUGAUCUUCCUGUUCUCCGCCCUGUCCCGGGCGCUGGUCCAGUGCUCCAGCCACCGGGCCCGCGUGGUGCUGAGCUGGACCGACUACCUCAGAAGAGUGGCUCCGACAGCGCUGGCCACGGCACUCGACGUGGGCCUGUCCAACUGGAGCUUCCUCUACAUCACCGUCUCACUGUACACCAUGACCAAAUCCUCAGCCGUCCUCUUCAUCUUGAUCUUCUCGCUGAUCUUCAAGCUGGAGGAGCUGAGGGCGGCACUGGUCCUGGUGGUCCUCCUCAUCGCCGGGGGCCUCUUCAUGUUCACCUAUAAGUCCACGCAGUUCAACAUGGAGGGCUUCGCCUUGGUGCUGGGCGCCUCGUUCAUCGGCGGCAUUCGCUGGACCCUCACGCAGAUCCUCCUGCAGAAGGCGGAUCUUGGGCUCCAGAACCCCAUCGACACCAUGUUCCACCUGCAGCCACUCAUGUUUCUCGGGCUCUUCCCUCUCUUUGCCGUGUUUGAAGGUCUCCAUUUGUCCACCUCUGAGAAAAUCUUCCGUUUCCAGGACACAGGGCUGCUCCUGCGGGUGCUCGGGAGCCUCUUCCUCGGCGGGAUUCUUGCCUUUGGCUUGGGUUUCUCCGAGUUCCUCCUGGUCUCCAGAACCUCCAGCCUUACUCUCUCCAUUGCCGGCAUUUUUAAGGAAGUCUGCACGUUGCUGUUGGCAGGUCAUCUGCUGGGCGAUCAGAUCAGCCUCCUGAACUGGCUGGGCUUCGCCCUCUGCCUCUCGGGAAUAUCCCUGCAUGUCGCCCUCAAAGCCAUGCACUCCAGAGGUGAUGGCGACCCUAAACCCUCGAAGGGGCUGGGCUCCAACCCCGACCUGGAGCUGCUGCUCCGGAGCAGCCAGCCAGAGGAAGGGGAGAACGAGGCGGCAGAGGAGGAGGAGUUAGUGGCCCAGGGAUAG
This is a messenger RNA of Pipistrellus nathusii (Nathusius's pipistrelle), 1098 nucleotides long. Lineage: Eukaryota; Metazoa; Chordata; Mammalia; Chiroptera; Vespertilionidae. The record is from the annotation of a GenBank genome assembly.